CAUAUUUUAUAGAUUAUAACUUAAAGCGGUUUAAUUGAAUUACCUCGACGAAAGUGACUCCUUCCAAGAUUUACUGUAACUCUACUGGAAAUCCUAGCCAUGGAGGAACUCUGCAAUAAUUCCGGGCAUUCGGCUACUUCCAGUAGUGGAAGUAACUCCUCAAUGUCCGCCAAAACAGCUUUGGGCGAAUGCUCUGCCGCCUGGAUAAACUACUUGAGUGCUUUGAAUAAUCUGUGUACCGCCGGCUCCAAAUUGGCCCAUUCAAUAGCGGUUCUAGAGCAGUGGUCUCAAACCGAAAAGCCAAUGUUUAAUAACUAUACUACUUCAUACCUCACGAAUUCAUGGAACGAUCUAGCCAGGGCAACAACUGUAGCCACAGGCACGGUAAAAACUCACAUGCUUGCUAUUCUACAGGACUUUGCCACAGGAUCAUGGGAUUUUGGAUUAAACGCAGUGGAACAGGCUUCCAAUGCGGAAUUGGAGCAGAAGCGGCUCCGGGAGCACAACGAAAUCAUCAUUUUGGAAAAUGCCCAGGCCGUAAUAAAUAUUCAACAUCAGUUCUGUGCCGCCAGCUACGAUGCAUUUUCGUCACUAACAUGCUGCUUUGUUUGCCAAGCCCCAGUGGGAUUUCCUCAUGAACAAGACUGCAGUGUAAUGAAGCAGAGAAGCCAAUAUGAUCAACGGUCACAGACACCAUCGCCGAACUUGUGCGGACCAAGUUCCAAGGUAGAAUCCUCCAGGGGAAACUCAUUAACCGACCAACGCCCAAUUGCCAGUGGAAUUUCAGAGCCAGCUCCAACUGAUCAACAACGUGGCCCAUCGCCUCAACUGCAUUUCUGCGAUUCAAAUCCUAUGCAGGCUAUUUUUGAGCACACACGCGGUCCCUUGCCAAAUCCUGGACAAUUACUGUCCAUGAAGAUGCCAUUUCACCGGAACGUCAAAUCGUCCUUAAGCUUUCCACUCUUUCCAUUAAACGGCCAGCGACGUUGGUCGGAAGCUGCCGCCGGAGAGGUGAUAGAUGGAAUCACUACGGACCCCGAGAGCCAGAUGAGACGAUGGUCAAUGCCAUGGGAGGCUACCAAAACGGACAAGAAUACUGUGACUUGGAACCAAACUAGAAUAAUGCCAAUGAACACCGUAAAGGCUGCCAGCUUCAAAAUGUCAAGUUCCGAACGUUAUACCUCUCACACUUCGGAUGGAGGAAACUGGCCUAUGCCUUUGUCCAGUCAAGAUGGAUUACUUGAAGCUAUUCAAUUGCUGUCGAUAAGACCAACCACAGUGGCUCAAGUAAGCCCGCAACCAUCACUGCUUUCUACAUCUCCCGAUGCUGCUCCACCAGAGCAGCCCUAAGCUUAAAUUUAUUUAUUUUAAUAAUAAGGACAACGGAUUAUUUAAAAAAAAAAACAAAAAAAAAAGAAACUAUCAGACAAA
Molecule: messenger RNA, 1431 nt
Organism: Drosophila bipectinata
Lineage: Eukaryota; Metazoa; Arthropoda; Insecta; Diptera; Drosophilidae
Source: RefSeq, a predicted model, not a curated record